AUGAUCAACGGGCUCAAUAGCACCAACGAGGCCAGCCAAAUCACGACCAAGCAGAACUUCAGCUCAACCCAAACCACUAGCGCCCUCAAAAACUCUUCCUCCGCGAUCGCAUCGGGCUCGGCAUCUGCUGCCGCCAACGCGGCUGCUGGCGGCAGCUCAAACAACCAAGACCAUACCGGUCCCGAAUUCAAUCCCAACGAUAUCUGUAGCCCUCAUGAACUCAUUGGAUGGGUUGAUGAUGUACUCGAGAAGCUCGAGGCAAAAUUCAGUAGGAUUGAGUCUGAUGUAAUUGAAAGAUGGCCAUUGCUUGGUGGCUGUGUCGAAGAGGACAAGGCCGAUAGCGGAGCCCACAAGGAAACUGGCAGACACCCACUCGGAUUGGUGGCACUCCGAGUGGCCCACAUGGCUUCCCCUACCCCCGCCAGCGUUGUCCGGACCAUGCCGGUGGCUCAUCAUCAUGUGUUUGAUGGUUUCUUUGCAGACGUAGAUCGCACUGAAGAUCAGGAAGAGGGCUUGGGAGAAGAUGCUCAGGGUAGCCAAUCUUGCCUUCCAGUGAAAAAACACCCCGCCGGCGUCUUUGCGGCCCAAGGCAUCCCAGAGCCGGUCCGGACGGGGGUUGAAAAGCAGGGCAUGAGCGGCGCCCAGAGCGUCGAAGACAAGCAGAUAGCCGAGGCCGGCGAGCGAGAGACAGUUGGUCUGUUGGCCGCGCAGCCAGAGCAUUACGCCGGUGGCCAGCGCAAGGGUUGCAACGAGGAUGCGGAGCUGGACGAUGAGGCUUAG
This is a messenger RNA of Puccinia triticina, 780 nucleotides long. RefSeq lists its product as uncharacterized. The transcript has 5 exons. The record is from RefSeq and is a predicted model, not a curated record. Bases 1 to 780 code for a protein of 259 amino acids. NCBI's taxonomy places the organism in Eukaryota, Fungi, Basidiomycota, Pucciniomycetes, Pucciniales, Pucciniaceae.